AUCUCAACGGAAACCGUCCGAUUAGAUCUACUCGCACGCUUAUUUCCUUUUAACAAACAUCCAUCAUCAUCGGUCGUCAUCCCUUCCCUCAGUCUUCACUCCUCACCCAGAACUCUUUUUCAGAUCUAAGAGUUAAGACCUCUCGUUCUCUCUCGUCGGAGAGAGGGAAGAGGAAGUAGCUAGGGUUUAAACUUUAGGCGAAACAAUUUUGCUCUUCUGAAACAGAGGCAGCGUGAGAGAUAGAGGCCAUGGUUGAAGCUCAAACAUGGACGACGAGGCGGAUGAGCAACCCAAGACUAGAGGCCGAGCAGGUGGUCGACAUCCCUGCCACACCAACCGGCGAUGUACGAAACAACAACAUUGGAAGCCUGCUAUCUCCUAAUCUCUUAACGGCCCUGAUCAUCGCUUCCUGGUACUUCUCCAACAUCGGAGUCCUCCUCCUGAAUAAGUACCUCCUCAGCUACUAUGGCUACCGCUACCCCAUCUUCCUCACCAUGCUUCACAUGCUAUCCUGCGCCGCCUACAGCUUUAUCGCCAUUCAUUGGUUGGAGAUCGUCCCCUUUCAGCACAUCGUCUCUCGUCGACAGUUCCUCAAGAUUGCUGCCCUCAGUGCUAUAUUCUGCUUCUCCGUCGUCUGCGGCAACACUUCUCUUCGCUACCUCCCCGUCUCCUUCAACCAAGCUAUUGGCGCCACCACUCCUUUCUUCACUGCCGUCUUUGCUUUCCUAAUUACCUGCAAGAAGGAAACUGCUGAGGUCUAUCUAGCGCUCUUGCCAGUCGUUUUUGGUAUCGUCUUGGCCAGCAAUAGCGAGCCUUUGUUCCACCUUUUUGGAUUUCUAGUCUGCGUGGGAUCCACUGCCGGACGAGCUUUGAAAUCGGUGGUUCAGGGGAUACUACUGACGUCGGAGGCGGAGAAGCUUCACUCCAUGAAUUUGCUUCUGUACAUGGCUCCCAUGGCUGCUGUGAUUUUGCUUCCAUUCACCCUCUACAUUGAAGGCAACAUCACGGCCAUUACGAUGGAGAAGGCCAGGGAGGAUUCUUUUAUUGUUUUUCUACUAAUAGGGAAUGCCACGGUCGCCUAUUUGGUCAAUUUAACCAACUUCUUGGUUACGAAGCACACAAGCGCAUUGACGCUUCAGGUGCUGGGGAAUGCUAAAGCGGCGGUGGCCGCCGUGGUUUCGGUGUUGAUUUUUAGGAAUCCGGUGACUGUAAUGGGGAUGACGGGUUUUGCCGUCACAAUUAUGGGGGUUGUGCUUUACAGCGAAGCAAAGAAGAGAUCUAAAGUUACGGCUCAUUAGCCAGAUUCUAAUUCGUUCAUUGCCAGCCAGGUAUGCCGGAUUAGCUUUUUCCCAUUUUGUGUUUCAUUUAUCCCCUUUGUUCCUCUAAAUCAUCGCCUAUAGCAAAAAAGGACAAGAAAGAGAAGCGAAACCGAAUCGAAUCAAAUGACUGUAUAGGGUGGACAUUGGAGUAAAGAAAAGUGAUCUCUUCUUUUCUUUUUCUUCUUCUUCUUCUUUAGUUCUGGUGGGGUGGUGAGAAUGGAAGGAAGAAAUUCUCUUUUUCCACUCUUCUCUGUGUCUGUAAUUCUUAUAUGCCGGUUGAUUGCAGCUAGAGCAAAAAGGUGACUGAUUGGGAUUCUUUUGGGUGAUGUAUGAUAGUAUUGUAGGGGGAGAAGUACAGACUAAACAAAAGCAAAACCUUCUCCCCCAUUUCAUCAAACUCAAACUGUCAAACACACCUGCUGUUUGAACUCUGUUUCUAUUAUUAUUGUCAUGUCGUCCCAAUUUUUUCUUCCAAUUUUAGUAUAUAUGUUAAAGAAGGUUUGCUAUUGUUAGCAUUCUGUGGAUUCUUUCAACUUUUGGUACCAAGUUCGCGCAUGGAUUAUCUUUA
This is a messenger RNA of Nelumbo nucifera (sacred lotus), 1887 nucleotides long. Its product is annotated as Nucleotide-sugar transporter family protein. NCBI's taxonomy places the organism in Eukaryota, Viridiplantae, Streptophyta, Magnoliopsida, Proteales, Nelumbonaceae. The record is from RefSeq and is a predicted model, not a curated record.